AUGGCAAGAAUCAAAAGUGCAACAUCACGUACUGGUAUGGUAUUGGAUGGCAACACAACCAGAUUAACAUUAGCUUUAAAACCGUCGAAUAGUAGGGUGUCAUGCUCUACAUCGUGUACAAAUGAAUCGUUAUCACCGAUAAAAUCUAAUACUGAUACAAAUUCGAUAUUAUCUUCAAUCAGUGAUCCACCAUCAUUAUUACCUUCGUCAAAAGAAAAAAAAUCAUCUUCAAGUACAGAAAAAAUGAAAAAGACAAAAUCACAAUGUAAAGCAGUAAUCAUCGAAUCAGAAGUUGAUGAAGAAGAUACUGAUAUUCAAAAAGGUGCAGAAGCACAGUAUGAUCUUAUUCCAAGUAUACAUGAAUGUGGUGGUAUUGAUCGGUUUUUAGAAGCUCCAUGUAUGAUAUUGUAUAAGCGUGUUUUCAUUGGUCAAGAUAUUGAAAAUAUUGAUGGUAAUGAAAGUGGAACAAUGAAUAGUAGAACAAAUGAAUUAGAACGAGAGGAUGAAAAGAUACAAGAACCAAAUGUCAGUGAAGAUGAAAUUAUAGAAGAAGGAACAUCACAAACAAAUAUGUCAAUUGGUGAUCUUUCUUUCCAAAUAGGUGGACUUUAUAUGUUUCUCAACAAAUAUCAAGAAGUAAAAGAAUGUGUCGACAACGUUUUGAGUUACGAUCGAGAACACGGUGUAUUAAUGUUCGGUGCUCAAUUGAAAACGUUAUUGGACAUCCAGAACGUUGAAAUUACUAAAAACAGAGCCUGUGCUACCCAGGCAGACAAUGAACGGUCAAAACUGCGUUUUAACGCGUCUAUCAAGCGUUUAUACCGUUUAAACCCCUUUAAACGUGUUUACCAUUGAAUUUUUCCGUUUUAAAUCGUUUUUACGGUUUAUUUUCAAGCAAACGUA
Messenger RNA from Rotaria sp. Silwood2, 903 nucleotides. Lineage: Eukaryota; Metazoa; Rotifera; Eurotatoria; Philodinida; Philodinidae. The record is from the annotation of a GenBank genome assembly.